This is a messenger RNA of Apodemus sylvaticus (European woodmouse), 486 nucleotides long. RefSeq names its product ubiquitin like 5 (gene Ubl5). The record is from RefSeq and is a predicted model, not a curated record. Gene Ontology annotation, biological process: mRNA splicing, via spliceosome; protein modification process. Gene Ontology annotation, cellular component: nucleus; cytoplasm. Lineage: Eukaryota; Metazoa; Chordata; Mammalia; Rodentia; Muridae. The coding region runs from base 118 to 339 and encodes 73 amino acids. The transcript is spliced from 5 exons. Gene Ontology annotation, molecular function: protein binding; protein tag activity.
GGCGGAAGUUAUAUCACUUCCGCUUCCUGUUUCCAGCCUUAAAUCCGGCUGGGGUUCAGCGUUCGAGCUACAAGUAGUGUCGUCGAUAGGUUCGAGCAAAUUGGAGCACCAGCCACGAUGAUUGAGGUGGUUUGCAACGACCGUCUAGGGAAGAAAGUCCGCGUCAAGUGCAACACCGAUGACACCAUCGGCGACUUGAAGAAACUGAUAGCGGCUCAAACUGGCACCCGCUGGAAUAAGAUCGUUCUUAAAAAGUGGUACACGAUUUUUAAGGACCACGUGUCUCUGGGAGAUUACGAAAUCCACGAUGGGAUGAACCUGGAGCUCUAUUACCAGUAGAGGGGCAUCCCCGCCUCCUCCCUGCCCUGCCCUCCCUCUUCCCUGCCCCGCCCUGCCCUCCUUUCUCGUCCUUGUGGACACUGGCAUACGUGGUCAUUUUUAACAGUUCACAUGAAUAAAACCUUUGCUGCUGCUUUGCUGCCGCCA